Molecule: messenger RNA, 699 nt
Organism: Pipistrellus kuhlii (Kuhl's pipistrelle)
Lineage: Eukaryota; Metazoa; Chordata; Mammalia; Chiroptera; Vespertilionidae
Gene: CCL16
Product: C-C motif chemokine ligand 16
Exons: 3
Biological process (GO): immune response; monocyte chemotaxis; positive regulation of ERK1 and ERK2 cascade
Cellular component (GO): extracellular region
Molecular function (GO): CCR chemokine receptor binding; chemokine activity
Source: RefSeq, a predicted model, not a curated record
AGUGGUCAGAGUUCAGAGCGCGAAGUGGUCAGAGUUCAAAGUGCUAAGUGGUCAGAGAGGGAACGGCCAGCAGCAAGAAGGACAUCUCCAUUCAGCUGUCUCUUAAGGCUGAACUGCCCCACUGAGAGGAUGAAGGUCUUCGUGGCUGCCCUCUUCCUCCUCAUCCUCAGCCUCGCCACUGUUUCUACUUUCGAAGGCCAGCCAAGAAGCCCUGCGGCGGUGAACCUUUCCACCAUCUGCUGCUUCAAGUACCGGCAUGAGAAGAAAGUACUUCCAAGGAAACAGGUGGUGGGAUACAGAAAUGCCCUCAACUGUAACCUGCCAGCAAUCGUCCUCGUCACCAACAAGAAUACAGAGGUCUGCACCAAUCCCAGCAAAGAGUGGGUCCAAAAUUACAUCAAUGAUCCCAAGCUGCCUUUGCUGCCCCCGGUUAGAUCCAUCUGAUCAUAGAAAGCCUAGCCCGGCUUCUCAGCUCCUCACAGUGGUCAAGCCUCGGUGGGAGCUCAGGUUCAGGAAAAAAAGGUGUGACCCUAUGAAAAACAAGGGCAGCCUUGUGGUCUGAAUGACACUCACAUUCAGAGAAAUGAGCCAGUGAUAAAAAAAAAAUAAAAAAAAUACAAGUAUUUUUAAUAUCUUCUCAAUCUCUGGAGGAAAUGCCAAAGUUAAGGGAGGUGAGCAGGCAUACAUUCUUAAUACACA